CCCUCCCAUCCGCAUUGCAUGGCCCAACGCACGAACUACAGCACCUGCCUAAUGCGGAAGGAAGGUCGACAUGCCGGGUUGCGUCAUUCUUCGCCUUAGGCCUGCACCCAUGCGCACUCUCCUGCCUGGACGCAUAAAUACAGGUCGUUCGGGACUACGUGCUCCCUCUUCCGACAGUCGUCAACGAAAGCGAUCACGACCGGUCGUCCUCAGGUAGCUUUGAUACCCCUUGCAGCACAAGAUCCCAGUAGCCAUGCCUACCAUGCGUGCAGUCGUCAUCAAAGACGGCAAGGGCCCCGUUGAGAACCUCUACAUCGGUGAGAUCGAGCGGCCUGUGCCACAACGCGGCCAAGUCCUCGUCAAGAUCAAGGCCUUCGGCUUGAACCGCAUGGACAUCAUGCAACGCGAGGGGGGCUAUCCCCUGCCCCCAGGCGCACCGGACAUCCUGGGCGUCGAGUUCUCCGGAACAGUCGCGGAACUGGGCCAAGACACGGGUGAGAAGGUCCAUGUCGGGGACGCGGUGAUUGGCUUGGCCCUCGGGGGCGCGUACGCGGAAUACAUCCGCCUCCCGGAGACGAACGUGAUGCCCAAGCCUGCGCACCUGACCUGGGAAGAGGCCGCGAGCAUCCCCGAGAGCUUCUUGACUGCCUAUCAAGCACUCGUCCUGAUCGGACAAUGCAAGCCAGGUGACGACGUCCUUGUCCACGCCGGUGCCUCCGGCGUCGGCAUCGCGGCCCUCCAGCUCGCGCGGUUCUGCGGCGCGAACACGGCGACGGCGACGGCGUCGACGCAGGCAAAGAUCGACUUCCUGCUGCAGAUGCCGCACGGCGCGACGCACGCGGUGAACUACCGCACGCAGGACUUUUGCGAAGAGGCGCGCCGGAUCACGCGCGACAAGGGCGUCGACGUCGUCAUCGACUUUGUCGGCCGCACGCACUGGCACAAGAACGUCGCCGCGCUCGCGCGCGACGGGCGCAUGACGCUCCUCGCCUUCCUCAGCGGGAGCAAGGUCGAGGACGUGGACCUGGGCCCGAUUCUGUACAAACGGCUGCACAUCGAGGGCUCGACGCUGCGCAGCCGCUCUGCGGCGUACCAGGCCGAGCUGAUAGCAAAGUUUCAGGAACACAUCCUGGGCGAGAUCACGGGCAGCACAGGCGAGGGAAAGAUCCGCACGUACAUCCACGAGGUCUUUCCGUUCGAGAAGAUCCAAGACGCGCACAGGACGAUGCAGGCUGAUGCAAACGCUGGGAAGCUGAUCGUGACGGUGUCCUGAGGGGGAAAGAAAGAAAAAGGCCAUCUGCGGCGCUGCCCUCUGCCAGGCCAGAACCCAAGGGACUUCCGACGUGUGCCACGGCGACGCAGAACCCCGUGUAAACGUGUACGUUUGUUAUAUGUCGGUUUAGGAAAGCGAAUGUGGCCACCGUGUCAUCACAUGUGAAGAUCUGAAACCUGCUGGCAGCCUCUCUGCGUCAAAAACGCUGGCACGCCGCUAAACGCUCGGGGCGCGUUGGCCUCCGUGGGUCGGGCGCUCGCUUAUCGUCGUCGCCGCUCAGCCUAAGAGGCUUUAGGCUUACAUUACGAAUGGUGAUGGCAUAUCGUGUGGGCAAGGUUCGCGAGCCUAAUGUACGAUGCGGUCGUAGGGAGACCUAGCAUGCGGGUGGCGUUGCGAGGCUACAUAUGCAGUAACAGGGUACCGGCGUACCAGCCUCCGCGUCGGCUUCAGCCCCUCGAAGUUACUACUAUCUCCACGGCCCAUGUCCCACCAACGCCAGCGAGCCCCACUCGCACUAGUCCAAAAAAGUCCCGUCAAUGUCCCACUAUUGCACACCGUUACGCAAGUGGAGAGCCUCCGCGCAAAGUUCCUGUGAUCCCUGCCAAUGUUCGUCUCGUUCAUUUCCGCCGGCGUAUCGCGACGUGCCCUGUGCCCCCUCGUGGUCUGUGCGGGCCCGGAGGCAGGGCUCUGCUCGAUCACGACGGCCUUAGCGCGGCGCACCGCGUCCGCAUCACUGUGCCUCGGAUUUACCCUCCGCGGAGACCGUGCUCGAGGUGGGGGGGGAGGCUUCUGGGUUCGAAACGGGACGGCUCGUCGCACAUUUGUUGCGAACGUCUCAGAUUGGAGCCCGGCCUCGUCUGGCGCGGCGUGUCUUGCUGGCGUCCUGACAGCUUCGCUGCUGCAGCUCGUUCGGUCCCACGCAAGCGCGAUUUGUCUGCCUGUAGGUUCGACGGUUCGACGUUUGCUGGAUGACAUAUGAGCCCUUGGCGAGGGGCGCCGAAGCCGAACAAGCGUGGGCACGUGAGCGUCGCUCGAGCCCAUCCACGUCAAACAGUCGCCGUUUGGCUCCGUGCCUGAGCGCAGGCGACGUGUAUCGCAGCAUUGCGCGACGCACAACGCCGCAGUGCCCCAAACGUAUCAGGCCAUCCAGACAUCGCCACAUCUGCGCAGCAACCCACAGACGACGAACGCUUCGGACACGGCCGACGAACACGUAUGCACUUCGCCAUCUGUUCCGUGCCUGUCGACCCGCGUUUCUCUGCCCGUUCCUACCGCCCCUGCCGUCAGCCAACCUUGGGAGGGAAUCCAGCGUGUGAGCUGCACGGAUUGCAAGGAUGCCAACAGGGCUGCCUGGUAACUGCUUGCGGCCCUGGAGGGUCCUCGAGGCGGCCUGCGGAGCCUCGAGGCUGAUGGCUGUCACGUGCGCGCGCGCGCGCGCGUCCUCGUCCAGAUCUGCCCAAAUCUGUCGCAGCCGCGGCUUGGAGGAUCUCAACAGUAGCUGAUGCGCCCGCCUGCGCACAGCUCGCUUCACCGCCGCGAACAGGCUUGCAUCCUGAUAUCACCGCUUCGUUAUGGGCGUACGCCGCUGCCCCGGCAGCACACGCCCUUUUCGGGGUGUCCGCGGCCUGUCCGCUGGGCUGCAUCGCCGCGUUCUCUGACUGUGCUUGACUAGCUGCCACGCCAGGCCAUCACUAGUCAUUGUUUCAGCUGAUUCCGUCAGUUACUGGCUCGUGUCGUAUAAAAGGGACGCACCCACCUCGCUGUUCCACCAUCCCAGCUUGCCUCCACCAGACGUUCAAGACACUCCCGUCGACGAGACAGACCUCCCGCGCAGCACUCCACCCUAUUCAUCUCGUCCUCGCAACCAUAAUGUCUUGCUCUCGUCGCAUCUCAUCCGGCGUCAAGGCCUUCGCGCUCGCCGCCAAGCCCGUCGCCUCUGGCACCAAGGACACCUCCUCGCAGUCGAACAUCAAGAACGCUGCGAGCGGGAACGGGGCAGUGUUCUUCUGAGAAAGGGGACGCGCACCGAGCAAGCCGCGCUUGGCGACGAGCCGUGCUCUUCGCCGCACUCCACGCAGAUCCCCCCCCUACAGCGGGGCCUGCCAUCCGGUGUCCACCACUCAUGUCUGACACUUUCGGUCGAGGUCCCGCCUCGAUCUUGCGCCACAAGACCUUGUGGCGCAACGGCGCCUGUAAUAUUGCGGAAGCAGGGGCUUUCGCCGUCGUCCUCGAGCCGAGGACGCAGUCUUGAAGGAAACACGGGACUUUUGGGAAACGGUUUUUAUUCUAUUGUGUGUGUACGUGUUCGUAAUGCUCUUGCCCCCAUCAUGUAUCUGUAGUAGUUUAGAUCGCUCUGCCUCGGACGUUACCGUACAAGUUCUUCUCUAUUUGUAAUAAUGGGCUCACCCGGCCUGCGGAUCCUUUUCUUCAUCUCACACUUGCCAGUGUCAUCUCCAGAUGUAGUGUCGUCCCUGUUAAUAAUGAACGAAUAUCACAAC
Messenger RNA from Phanerochaete carnosa HHB-10118-sp, 3771 nucleotides. RefSeq lists its product as uncharacterized. Gene Ontology annotation, molecular function: oxidoreductase activity. The record is from RefSeq and is a predicted model, not a curated record. NCBI's taxonomy places the organism in Eukaryota, Fungi, Basidiomycota, Agaricomycetes, Polyporales, Phanerochaetaceae. The coding region runs from base 254 to 1273 and encodes 339 amino acids. The transcript has 11 exons.